AUGGCGCCCAAGAUCGCGAUCAUUUUUUACUCGAUGUAUGGCCACAUCAAAACUCUCGCCGAGGCCGAGCAGAGGGGUGUCGAGGCUGCUGGCGGCAAAGCCGAUAUCUACCAAGUCGCCGAAACUCUUCCUCAAGAAGUCCUCAGCAAGAUGCAUGCUCCUCCGAAAUCCGACUAUCCAAUCAUCACUCCAGCCAUUCUCAAGAGCUACGACGCAUUCAUCAUGGGCAUCCCCACUCGCUAUGGGAACUUUCCUGCGCAAUUCAAAGCUUUCUGGGAUCAGACCGGCGGCCUUUGGCAAUCCGGCGGCCUAUACGGCAAAUACGCUUCGAUGUUCAUCAGCACAUCAUCAAUGGGAGGUGGGCAGGAGUCUACUGCCAUUGCAGCAAUGAGCACCCUUGCCCAUCACGGCAUCAUCUACGUCCCAUUAGGCUAUUCCAAAGCCUUCGGGCUGAUGUCUGAUCUUUCCGAAGCGCGAGGAGGCUCACCGUGGGGUGCGGGCACCUUCGCUGGGGCUGAUGGCAGCAGACAGCCGAGUGCAAAAGAGUUGGAAUUAGCCGAGAUUCAAGGGAAAGGCUUCUACAAUGUCUCACCAGAGACAGCAGACGAGUACCAAGCCGCUGGAGUCGAACUCGAAGAAGCGGGGGAGAAAUGGCGAGCAGGGGAUGCCGCAAAGUCGAUGCGGUUCUUUAUGCGUGCCAUCGAGAUGUAUGAUCAAGGCUUACAGAGAUAUCCGAAGAGUCUCGAUCUGGCUUAUAACAAGGCUCGAGUUCAAUAUGAAAUCGUUACUCAUCCGAUGCUUGUCGGGCAAUUGCCGGCUCCCUUGAUGUCCGUCCUUGAGGAGACUCUGGCAUCUCAUCGAUACGCUCUAGGUCUUGACCAGGACAAUGCUGAUACGUUGUUCAAUACCGCUCAGGUGCUGACAAGUAUUGGCGAAGAGAUGGCUAAGGACGAUUCGGUGUCUGAUGUAUCUGCCGUGAGGUACCUGGAAGAGGCUCUGGAACUUUUACAGAGAUGUCUUGCGCUACAGGGGCUUCGCUAUACUGAAUUCCAGGAGCAGGCAGCCGAGGUGCUUCAGUGCUCAGAGGAAGCUCACAACGAGGCUAUGCCCACGGACGAGGCUCCUGAAACUAAGGCCACUCCAGAUGCUGGACCAGAACAGGAACAAUGGGCUUCAAUCGUCGAGCCUGUCACCAAAGAUACCCUCCUCGACACGGCCCUUGCGCAGCUUGCAACGUUGACCACGUUGUGUGGCAUAUUGGGCUCUUCAGCUCAAGCCCCGAGCGUCCCAAGUCUUGCUUGGAUUGAGGAAUACUCUUCAACGCUGCUCAACGUACAGCUUCCUACCUUGACCGAAGCUACCGACAGAAGUGUGGAAGCUGGUCUUGCCAGGGCUACUUUCGUCUCGGCUAUGCUCGAGGCAGGAUACAGAAAGGGCAGUGUUGACGUUCAAACCUACAGAAGGGAAAGAGAUGCGGCGUUCUCAGCAUUAUCUUCACCUACUACCUCUGAGUUUUUAAUGGCCAAUGUCGCAUCCCUGUUGGCCUUCAACAAUGCCCUGGCUGAGACAGAGAGCCUGUCAACAGCAGAUUCCGACCUUCUCUCCCUGCGGUGGAACUCUUUAGCUACAACCAUUUCCAAUCUCGCCACAGCCUCGAAGCUGCCUGAUAUCGAGCCGGACAGUCUUCCCAAAACACACCUACUCAGGGGCGAUGCGUCUUUAUAUCAGUACCAGCUCUCCAAGCCUCCAUUAUCCUAUCCCCCAGCCCUCAAGAAUGCCGCCGCUCUGCUGAAGAAUGCAGAGGUCUUUUAUCGCAAUGCUUCGAGAUUGACGCAUGAUGGCCAGGAAAGAGACAAAAGCAGAGCUCAAGAAGCUAUCGUAAUGAUACUGGAGGGCAAUGUACAAGGUGGACGAGAACAGCUGAAGACAACUGCAGCGACUCGGGGUGAUGAGUGGUUGCGGGAUCAUAUUGACGAGGUGGUUGCUGAUGGUCUCUUAACCGACGAUGAUAUCAAAGUUAUUGGGUUGAACAAUUGA
This is a messenger RNA of Endocarpon pusillum Z07020, 2037 nucleotides long. RefSeq lists its product as uncharacterized. The record is from RefSeq and is a predicted model, not a curated record. Lineage: Eukaryota; Fungi; Ascomycota; Eurotiomycetes; Verrucariales; Verrucariaceae. Bases 1 to 2037 code for a protein of 678 amino acids. The transcript has 6 exons. Gene Ontology annotation, molecular function: NAD(P)H dehydrogenase (quinone) activity; FMN binding; protein binding.